UUAACCCAGCGUGGGUUAACCCAGGUCCAGUCGAAUACGUUAUAAAAUAAGUUAUAAUCAACAAAGAGAGAGAAAGAAAAACAGAGCCUAUGACAUCAGCAGAACAUUUCAUUAGUCUUAUAACAGUAACAAGUGCAAAGAAAUUAGCUACUGCACUUGUUGUCUGUUUUAUUAUUUAUCAUGGAGUCAUAUAUCUCAUUUAUGGUAGUGAUUCUUGCAAAUGGUUAUUAACAGAAGGUAGAUAUAAAGGAGAUAAAGAAUGGCAACCUUAUGGAUGUAUGAUGCACCAUUAUACACAAACAGACAGCAGAAGAUGUAUGCGGUAUCUAGCUUUCAUGGGUCACCGUAAUCAUUUUGUAUUCAUUGGUGAUGCUAGAGUAAGACAAUUGUAUAAGUCCUUUGUCUCACAAUUUAUUGUUGAUGGCAAAGCAUCAGAUCUUAUAGAAUUACCUGAGAACUCAGAUUUGGGCUUUAAUGAUGGACAACUUAAGUUAAAUGUACAAUUCUUAUGGAGACCACAACUUGAUAAUUCUAUGAUAAUGGAUCUUAGAGGCUGGAUGAAUACAGAUGCACCAAGUAUAAUUGUUGCUGGUUCUGCUGCAGCUGUGAUUCUGAUGAACAAUAACAGUGAUACGCAACUUUAUUCAGAAUACAGCACUGGUUUGAUCCGGUUAGUACAGCCAGUAGAUUUCUUGGCUAAGAAGGGAUCACAAUUUCUGUGGAUGUUACAAGAUCCUGUGCUCAAAGAAAGACUGCCUUCACAAUUAUCAAGUUUGGAUAACAAACAAAUCAAUUCGUGUAACAAAGCAGCAGAGAAGAUACUGUCCCAUAGUGAGGCUUAUAUAUGGCAAAGCAGUAAACUAGUAGGUACAGGUGUCCUUGAACAAAGUCCAGAUGGCUAUUUAGCAAGUCCAUUAUCACUUCGUCAUAAAAUACAGAUAUUAUUAAACACAUAUUGCAAUGACCAUAUGAAUUUUGAUGAUGGCAGUUGUUGCAGCUAUCCUGAACCAGCAACCACUUUGCAACUACUAAGUCUGUCUGCACUUGCAUUAUGUAUAACAAUAGGAGGAGCAGUGGGAUUAUACAGAAAAUUUUGCAAAUAUCGUUCGGAAAUGUUCUAUUCUCAUGUUAGUAUGGAAGAAACAGAAGAUGCAGAGGAAGAAGGUGCUUCAGAAGUCACUCAAGUUAAACAGUCUGAAAUGCAAGAUUUGUAUACUCUCAUCAUGUCAUUGGCUCUUUUCUCGAUUAUACUAGCAUAUUUUUACUUAUGUGACAGAACAAAUUUUUUCAUGAAGGAAAAUAAAUAUUAUAGCGAAUUCAGCUUUUGGUUACCACUUGGGUAUAUCUUGGCCCUUGGAUUAUUUUUCACCGAAGAUCGUGAAAGAGGACCAAGUGCAUUAAAUAGAGAACAAACAGAUGAAUGGAGAGGUUUGAUGCAAGCGGUUGUACUCAUAUAUCAUGUUACUGGUGCCAAAAACGUUUUACCCAUUUACAUGUACUUAAGAUUAAUUAACUCAGCUUACUUAUUUUUGUCUGGAUACGGGCACUUUUGUUAUUUUUGGCAAACUGGUGAUGUAUCUCUUGUCAGAUUUGCUAGAGUCAUGUUCAGACUAAAUUUAUUGACAGUAUCACUAUGCCUUUGUAUGAAUAGACCAUAUCAAUUCUAUCACUUUGUACCGUUGGUAUCGUUUUGGUUUUUAGUUAUUUACUUUCUGACUUGGUUGCCACCCAGAAUAUAUUCAGGAAGUUUGGCAGAAUAUGGUCCGAGAGUCUUGCUGUACUUUGCUCUGAAGCUUUUGGGACUUGUGUCGAUAAUCACCAUAUUAUACAUGUCAGAGGUGUUCUUUGAGAAAGUUUUCGUCACGAGGCCAUGGAAGGCAUUAUUCGUGACGACCGAUGACGAUAUUCGCGAAUGGUGGUCUCGCUGGAGAGUCGAUAGAUACAGCGUGGCUUGGGGCUUGACUUUCGGAGCUGGUCUUGUAGCUCUUCAAAGAAUAGAUCACAUUCCGGGUACAGCUUUAUCUUCUUUAUUGGCAUUAGUUUCCUUGAUAGCAUAUACUACUUUCACGAUUUUGUGCCAUUCCGUCGCAGAGUGUGAAGAAAUCCACUCUUACGUCGCUUUUAUUCCGAUUAUAGGAUAUAUCGCUCUACGAAACGCAUCGUUGGCAUUACGUGGAAAACAUUCCGCACUUUUAGCUGGAUUAGGUAGAAUAAGUUUGGAAACUUUAGUUGCACAGGGUCACAUAUGGCUGGCGGCAGAUUCGCACGGAGUGCUCGUAUUGUUACCGAGAUUUCCAGUAUUAAAUUUAUUGAUUACAUCGUUUAUUUUCAUCUGCGCUAGUCAUGAAAUUCAUAGAUUGACGCAUGUACUAGCACCAUAUGCAGUACCAAAUGAUUGGAAAUUGGUAGCUCGUAAUUUAUUAUUAUUUAUCACUAUAUUAGUACCUAUCGGCAUUCAUGAUGGAAUGUUUUAACAAAUAAAAUUAUCUUUAUAAAAAUAAGAAAUAUUAGCAGUAUUAACAUGCAGAAAACAAG
Molecule: messenger RNA, 2535 nt
Organism: Harpegnathos saltator (Jerdon's jumping ant)
Lineage: Eukaryota; Metazoa; Arthropoda; Insecta; Hymenoptera; Formicidae
Product: N-acetylneuraminate 9-O-acetyltransferase
Exons: 12
Coding region: 90-2474 (794 amino acids)
Source: RefSeq, a predicted model, not a curated record